AUGGAAGAAAGCGCCUACUCAGACGUUCUGAACCUGCGCAGGAGGCAGCGGCGCUGCAGGCCGGGGACGCUGAUCGCGCUGCUGGGGCUGGUGUUGUUGGCGCUGUGGGCAGGGCUGCUGACCCUGCUUCUCCUGUGGCACUGGAACACUGAACGGGAUCUGAAACAGCUGGGAGACACCACUGCCCUGAACAUCUCUCAGGUUUCCAAACACUUGGAAAGACACAAGGGUGACCAGAUGGCCCAGAAAUCCCAGGCCUCCCAGGUGCUGCAGACCAUGGAGGAAAUCCAAGCAGAACAGAAGAGAAUGAAAACUCAGGACUCGGAGCUCUCCCAGGACCUGGACGGACUUCGAGAGGCCCUGAGCAACCUCAAGUCCCAGGGCUUGAAUGAGAGACGUGCAGCCUUGACUUCGCUGGAAAGGCUCCAGGAGGAGGUGUCAAAGCUAUGGAUGGAGCUUCGCGUGUCCAACGCCCGGGACCCAAGAGUGACUCCAGGAGAGAUGCUGCCGCCCACUGUGCCCCCGGUGCCCACCGUGAUGUCCACCACUGCGCCCACCACAGCCCCAGCCCCGGCGCCCGCCCUGGCGCCCGCCACAGCCCCAGCCCCGGCGCCCGCCCUGGCGUCCGCCACGGCCCCAGCCAUGGUCCUCUCCUCCACUCCAGGCUCCAUGUGUGACAUGUGCCCUGAGAGGUGGGUCAGUUUCCAACGGAAGUGCUACUACUUCGGGGAGGGUGCCAAGAAGUGGAUCCAGGCGCGGUUCGCCUGCAGCAAACUCCAAGGGCGGCUGGUCAGCAUCCACAGCCAGGAGGAGCAGGACUUCCUGGCCAAACACGUCAACAAGAAGGGCUCCUGGAUCGGCCUUCGGGAUCUGAACAUAGAGGGGGAGUUUGUCUGGAUGGACGGGAGCCCCCUGGAGUACAGCAACUGGCGCCCAGGGGAGCCUAACAACGGGGGCCAGGGCGAGGACUGCGUGAUGAUGCUGGGCUCGGGGCAGUGGAACGACGCCUUCUGCAGCAGCCCCCUGGGGGGCUGGGUGUGCGACCGGCUGGCCACGUGCUGACUGCCCCUCCCGCCUCGGUCCCCCAGACACAGGCCCUGACAGCCCCCGACCUGCCCUCCAGAUGCUCCCUCUUUGGGAUCCCCCGCCUCGAACACGGGACCAGUCAGCCCAGAGUGGGUUGCCGAGGCCCCCAACCAAGGCCUGGGUGCCUCUUCUAUGGCCGAA
Pteronotus mesoamericanus is the source of this 1227-nucleotide messenger RNA. It is a transcript of the gene FCER2, whose product is annotated as Fc epsilon receptor II. NCBI's taxonomy places the organism in Eukaryota, Metazoa, Chordata, Mammalia, Chiroptera, Mormoopidae. The record is from RefSeq and is a predicted model, not a curated record. The coding region runs from base 1 to 1062 and encodes 353 amino acids. The transcript has 11 exons.